Molecule: messenger RNA, 1332 nt
Organism: Striga hermonthica
Lineage: Eukaryota; Viridiplantae; Streptophyta; Magnoliopsida; Lamiales; Orobanchaceae
Source: the annotation of a GenBank genome assembly
AUGAGGCCUUUUUCGUCAUCCAAAAAAAUUAAUAUCACGCUCCUGAGUCCCGACUCCUCGCCGCAGAUGGUCUGGUAUACAACCAUGGCGUCCGACAGUUACACCGACAGAAACGCUGUUUUCCGCAAGCUCAGAUCGAAGCCCGAGAAUAAGAUGUGUUUCGAUUGCAAUGGCAAAAAUCCGACCUGGGCGUCUGUGACGUAUGGGAUCUUCCUGUGUAUCGAUUGUUCGGGGGUUCACCGAAGUCUUGGGGUGCACAUCAGCUUUGUUAGGUCAACAAAUAUGGAUUCAUGGACUCCGGAGCAGUUGAAAAUGAUGUGCUUUGGUGGAAAUAACCGAGCUCAUGUUUUCUUCAAACAGCAUGGAUGGACCGACGGAGGCAAGAUUGAGGCCAAAUAUACCUCAAGAGCUGCUGAGUUAUACCGACAAUUACUCUCGAAAGAAGUUGCUAAAAGCAAUGUAAAGGAUGCUAAUUUACCUUUGUCACCCGUUGCUUCCCAGUCACCAAGGUCUAAUGGAUUUUCUGAUAUCAACUUCACUGAAGAUCCAAAGGGAAGUCCUCUAAACGACGUCCCAAAGGAAACUUUUGCUCCCAAAACUGUGAUCCCUGAGGUUUCUUCUUCUCCAAGAGCCUCUCCGACUGUUGGGUCAAUUACUGUGAAGAAAGCUCUUGGUGCAAAGAAAACUGGGAAGACCGGAGGCCUAGGUGCUAGGAAGCUGACUACCAAGCCUAGUGAAAGCCUUUAUGACCAGAAGCCGGAGGACCUUCCUGUACAAGUUUCUCCUGCAAAUUCUUCAUUGAGUAGCACAGCUGCAGUUGGUUCAUCGUUUACGUCUAGAUUUGAGUACACAGACAAUGACCAACCUACUGAGAUGAGCUCUGGGGGUUCACGUGUCAGCCAUGUCGUACCUCCGAAGUCAUCCAAUUUCUUUGGAGAAUAUGGCAUGGACAGUAGCUUCCCAAAGAAGAGCAGCUCAAUCUCGACAAAAGUUCAAGUUGAGGAGACGGAUGAAGCGAGGAAAAAGUUUUCCAAUGCAAAAUCAAUAUCGUCAGCUCAGUUUUACGGUGUUCAAAACAAGGCCGGUGAUUUGGAUGCGUCAGCUUCUUUGCAGAAAUUCUCUGGGUCAUCUUCGAUCUCCAGUGCUGAUCUCUUUGGUCAUGGUUCGAGUUCUACUAAUACUGACCUUACAGCAAGUGAACUCAUUACUAAGUUGUCUUUCCAGGCACAGCAAGAUAUAUCUUCGCUUAAGAAUAUUGCUGGAGAAACCGGGAAGAAACUUGGCUCCAUCGCGUCCUCUUUAUUCAAUGAUCUUCAGGACAGAAUACUCUGA